AGAGCAGUCAAACCAACUCUCUCGCCGGCCAAACUUCCUUUCUCCUCAGCGUCUGUCUGUGCUGCGGCCUCUCUGUCUUGCUGCCUUCCCAGACUGUCCAGGCUCAGCCCCAUCUAGAUUUAUAUCUGCCUGAAAUCCAUCUGUCCUAAUCUAUUAUAUCUCUCACCCUUCCAAUCUGUUCCUGAUUUCCCGCCACAUCCGCCAAGAUGUCGAAAACAGACAUCCAUCUCCAACCCCAAAUGGUGAAGAGGCCCCCCUUUACCGUGGAGGUUUCCGACUACAAAAAAGUUGACGGGGAGACUGUCCCUCGAAGACUGCCUGCUGCCAAGGAUAAGCUCAUCCUACGACCUGCGGAAGACGUUGCGACUACCUAUGAUAUCUUCCGGAGAGGCGCCAAGCUGUUCGGCAAGUCCCACGCGGUCGGUUCCCGUCGCCUGAUAAAGACCCAUGUUGAGAACAAAAAGGUCAAGAAGAUCAUCGAGGGUGAGGAGCGCGAGGUUGAUAAGCAGUGGACUUUCUACGAGAUGAGCGGCUAUACGUACAAGUCCUUCAUCGAAUACGAGCAGCUUGCGCUUCAAUUGGGCUGCGGUCUACGGAAAUUGGGUUUGGAGAAGGAUAACAAGGUUCACCUCUAUGGUUCCACAAGUGCAAAUUGGUUGGCUAUGUCACAUGGUGCUGCGUCUCAAUCCUUCGUCAUCGUCACCGCUUAUGAGAACCUGGGUGAAGAAGGCCUGAAACACUCCUUGGUCCAAACUAGCAGCAUCGCCAUCUUCCUUGACCCCGGCCUUGUCACCUCUCUUGAACAUAUCAAGAAAGACGUAAAGGACCUUAAAUUCGUCAUAUAUAACAGCGACCUGGAUGUCGACGAGGAAGCCAUUAACAACCUCAAGGCAAACCACCCUGAGCUCACUGUCCUCAGCUUGGAAGAACUGCGUAAGUUGGGCGAAGAGAAUCCUGUGGAUCCUGUUCCUCCCACUCCAGAAAACCUGUGCUGUAUCAUGUACACGUCCGGGUCGACCGGCCCCCCGAAGGGCGUGCCGCUGACUCACGGGAACGUUAUCGCUGCAACGGCGGGUAUCAAUGCGAUCGUCGGUCCGUACAUCGGCCCGAAGGAUGCUUUGUUAACUUACCUCCCCCAAGCACAUAUUCUGGAGUUCAUGUUUGAGAACCUUUGCAUGUUCUGGGGUGGAACUAUGGGUUAUGGACAUCCGCGCACUCUCUCGGACUCCUCGGUGCGCAACUGCAAGGGUGACAUUCGCGAAUUCAGACCAACUAUCCUCGUCGGUGUUCCAGCAGUGUGGGAAACAGUCAAGAAAGGAAUCAUGUCCCAAGUGGCCAAGAAUAAUUUCCUUGUGAGAAAUCUGUUCUGGGGUGCCUUGUCGGCCAAGAAGUUCCUUCUGUCAAGCAAACUGCCCGGUUCGGAUUUGGGAGCUGGAAUCUUAGAUGCCGUCGUAUUCAAGAAGCUCAAGGAGGCCACGGGUGGCAGGCUUCGCAUUACAAUGAAUGGUGGUGGUCCGAUCUCUAAAGAUACCCUUAGGUUCUUGUCGAUGGCCAUUUGCCCUAUGAUCAGUGGCUAUGGCUUGACAGAGACAUCGGCUAUGGGAGCCUUGAAUGACCCGAUGGCGUGGAACCCAACUUCUCUGGGUGAGAUUCCUGGAUGCGUCGAGGUUAAGCUCGUGGACUUUGCGGAAGCAGGGUAUUUGACAAACAACCACCCCCCACAGGGAGAGAUCUUCAUUCGUGGAGGAAGCGUCACCAAUUACUACUGGAAAAACGAGGAAGAAACCAAGGCUGCAUUUACGAAGGAUGGUUGGUUUAUGACCGGUGAUAUUGGCGAGUUCGACCAGUUCGGACAUUUGAGAAUCAUCGACCGUAAGAAGAAUUUGGUCAAGACGCUUACCGGGGAGUACGUUGCCUUGGAGAAACUUGAAUCUGUCUAUCGCUCUUCCCCCGUUGUUGGCAACAUCUGCGUCUUUGCUGCCCAAGAUCAAGAUCGGCCAAUUGCCAUCAUCGUUCCCAUUGAAGCGGCACUGAAGAAGGUUGCUAGCGAGAAUGACAUCGAGGGAGACACUAUUGAAUCGCUUGUCCACAAUGAAAAUCUCAAAUCCAUUGUGCUGAAGCAGCUCCAGGCAGCUGGCAAAGCUGGCGGCCUCCGUGGGAUUGAGAUUAUCAGUGGCGUGGUACUUUCGGACGAAGAGUGGACUACACAAAACGGCUUUGUGACUGCCGCCCAGAAACUGCAGCGGAGGAAGAUUACUACCCACUUCCAGAAAGAUAUUAACCGUGCGUACGGCAAGCACUGAGAGGGUAGGAUAUGCUGUACUUGUUCUCAUAUUUCUGUUUCUGUUCUUUAUGAUGCCCUUGGCUAUUAUUUGCAAAGCCGUUGUUCCGCAUGUUUCUAGGAUUCCCCGAUGGUGCUGUGUUGGUCUCUUUAUGGGCGGCCACUGAAGGAGGACGAAGGCGGGGACAAUUUGUGUAUGCAGUCGAUUUCCCCACCAGCGUAUUCUUCCAUGCGGUCUGUGCUCGAAAUAAUUCGACUGUAACAGUCAAAAUCUAUUAUUUAUUGUAUACGAGAGCGUUAUAGAUACAAAUUGGAAUGACAGUAAUGGCAAUUCCUCACGUGCCAAGGUACGGAAUAUAUAAUGGAGGUGUAUCGUUGGUUGGUCACUGGCUAGAUAGGCCUACGUGGUGAAAAG
Molecule: messenger RNA, 2696 nt
Organism: Monascus purpureus
Lineage: Eukaryota; Fungi; Ascomycota; Eurotiomycetes; Eurotiales; Aspergillaceae
Source: the annotation of a GenBank genome assembly